AUGGUAUAUUAUGACAGCGCACUGCGCUCCUUCAUCGUCUCCUUCACUCGCUCCCAGCAUUCACUGACCUCAUACAUCUACUUACAUUUAACUGAGAUUUGGCCGUUUUCCUCUAUCAAUGGCGGUGGCAAUGAGGGAUUGGGGCUGAAGAUGGGUAGCAGCUUUAUCAAUAGAUUUGUGGAACCAGGUAAUAACCGCGACGAGGAAUCUUCGGUGACGGAGCAGAGUGGUGGCGGAAGGAAGCGGAUGGAUGCUAAUUCUGAAGACGAAUCUUCAAAGCUUGUCUCUACUAGUAGCGGCAAUGAUUUGAGCAACUUGAAUGGAAAAAGAACGAAGAUGUCUGAAUCUAAAGAUGAAUUGAGUGGUUUGAAAGUUGAUGGAGAAAACAGUAAGCCUUCAGAACCACCUAAAGACUACAUCCAUGUCAGAGCAAGAAGGGGUCAAGCUACAGACAGCCAUAGUCUUGCAGAAAGAGCUAGGAGAGAAAAGAUUAGUGAAAGGAUGAAAAUUCUUCAAGAUUUGGUCCCUGGGUGUAAUAAGGUUAUAGGAAAAGCACUUGUACUUGAUGAAAUAAUCAACUACAUUCAAUCACUCCAACAUCAAGUUGAGUUCUUGUCUAUGAAGCUUGAAGCUGUAAAUACAAGGAUGCACUCUCCAAUUGAAGGGUUUCCUACAAAAGAUAUUGGGCAUCCACAACCCUUUGAUGCAUCAGCUCUUCUGUUUGGGUCACAAGCAGCACGUGAAUAUGGUCAAGAAUCACAACCGGAAAAGUUUGCAAUUCUGAGGCUAUAUAAAAUGUAUGAUCUGUAAAAAUUUGCAAUUCUGAACGACUCUUUGGAUGGAUCAAAACUACUUACAUGUUCUUUUUUCUUUUUGCUUUCUGCAAUAUGCAAAAAGACUGUUUCUGUGAAAUGUACUAAUUAGC
This is a messenger RNA of Lactuca virosa, 925 nucleotides long. NCBI's taxonomy places the organism in Eukaryota, Viridiplantae, Streptophyta, Magnoliopsida, Asterales, Asteraceae. The record is from the annotation of a GenBank genome assembly.